AUGAGGGGUUGGGCAUCCACUUUAUUCCUACUGGCGUCGUCCGCAUGGACUGCCAAGGCGUUGGAGAUCGCAUUGGACCAGACAGACGAAAACAGGCAACGAUGUGCCGGCAUGUACGAUAAGCAAGCCUGGGGCGGCCCCGUCGACCCCUUUAUCCUCGUCAAGUUCACCGACGUCGGCAAGGACUCGGGACCCGAUCCGAUCACCAGUCUCCUGAUUGUGGAAUGGAAGGACACAGACUACAUCGGCGUGGGACAAGAGGGUGGCGGUAGGGAAGCCAUCUGCCGGCCGAAGGAUGUCGAGAUGGGAUACUGCAAGGAGGCCCAGCUGGGUGAAUUCAUUCUCGCGCCAAACGCUACCGAAAAGUCCGAAAACUUGAUCCUCACCAAGGCCGUCCACCUCAAGAAAGCGAGCCCGAUCAACUACCCCAUCACCAAGACUGGUUACUACUGCGUCAUUACCGAUCAGUUUACCGACAAUGAUUACGAGGCUAUCGUGGAGUUUAGAAACGCAUAUGGAGAGCUCCCGGCCACACAGAUCCCGAAGCUGCCGUUUUAUGGAGGAAUAACGAUCCUCUAUGCGCUGGUGUUGGUGUACUGGGGCUUUCUCUACUAUCAGCAUCGCACCGAUAUCUUGGCUGUGCAGAAUUAUAUUACAGCAAUCCUCAUCUUCCUCGUCGUGGAGAUGUUGAUGACAUGGGGAUUCUAUGGUGAGCAUGUCAUGAUGUUACAUGGGUCAAAUCUUGGGUCCAAGAUCUUGCUGGUCGUGGUUGCCGUCUUGAACGCUGCGCGCAACUCGUUUUCGUUCUUUCUGCUCCUGAUCGUCUGCAUGGGUUAUGGUGUCGUCAAGCCCACACUCGGCAAGACCAUGAUCUAUGUCCGUUGGCUCGCCAUUGCGCACUUUGUCUUUGGCAUUGUCUAUGCGGUGACAAGUUUAGUCAUAACACCCGAUAACGCCGGCCCCUUCGUACUCCUGAUUGUCUUCCCCCUGGCCGGCACUCUCACAGCCUUCUACGUCUGGACCCUCAACUCGCUCAACUUCACCCUCAAGGACCUCCGCGAGCGCAAGCAGCACGUCAAGGAGACCAUGUACAAGAAGCUGUGGUGGGGCAUACUGAUCUCCAUCAUUGUCAUCUUUGCCUUCUUCUUCUUCAACUCCUUCACCUUUGCCUCGGCCAGCGACCCGGAUUUUGUGCCCUUCCACUGGAAGAGCAGGUGGUUCAUUCUCGACGGCUGGCUUAAUAUUGUUUACUUUGCCGACGUGGCCUGGAUCGCCUAUGUCUGGAGGCCGACGGCGAACAACAAGCGCUUCGCCAUGAGUGACGAGAUUGCGCAGGAGGACGACGGGACGUUUGAGAUUGCCAAUCUUGAUAUUGGGAAUCCGGAUGAGAGCGAUGAUGAGGAUGAGGAGCAGAGGAUUGGGAAGAACCAGCAGCAGCAGGAGAGAGGGUUUGCUGGGGCGAGUGUGGCUGGUGGUGUGUUGCAUCCACCUCAGCAGAGUGGGGUUGCUUCUUCGUCUUCUGGGCAGGGGCAGCAGCAGCAGCAGAGGAAGGCCAGUCCGGAGAGGGACUCGUUUGAUGGGGAGACGAUUUUUGCGGUUGGGGAGGAUGGGGAUAAGUUUUCGAGUGAUGAUGAGGAUGAUGAUAGUGAGGAGGAGGCUAAGUUGGUGAGGGGGAGGAAAUAG
Podospora anserina S mat+ is the source of this 1683-nucleotide messenger RNA. RefSeq lists its product as uncharacterized. Gene Ontology annotation, biological process: retrograde transport, endosome to Golgi. The transcript has 4 exons. The coding region runs from base 1 to 1683 and encodes 560 amino acids. Gene Ontology annotation, cellular component: Golgi apparatus; membrane. The record is from RefSeq and is a predicted model, not a curated record. Lineage: Eukaryota; Fungi; Ascomycota; Sordariomycetes; Sordariales; Podosporaceae.